CUUAACAAUAUACAUAAAUCUUGCAAAGAGGCAACCACUGUUUAUCUGGAAGGGAAAGUAUCAAGUGGAAACCGUCCACUUGACACGGGUAUGCUAAGGAAGGGGAACUCGUAGAUCAGUGCUAAACAUGAGGGGUUUAUGAAUUAAUAUAUUGAUCCAAGAAUACUCCUCCUUUUGUCCCAUCAUGUGAUAGAUGAACUAGGGCCGGCAAUGGUACACAAUUUCAUUCCAACCAAUUCAUGUACCAACCGUACCAAAUACGUUGGUAUACCAUCAAAUCGGUAUACGGUACAUGGUAUAGUAUACCGUACCAGCUUCAAAAUACGGUACGGUAGGUGGUACACAUUUUCCCUCUACCAUGGUAUACCGUACCUACCAACUUAUAUAUCCAUUUCACAACCCCUCAGUUAAUCUCAACCCUCCAUUCAAAAGCUCCUCCUUCAAAACGAUCGAUCCCUAUCUACUCAUCUUCACAUCUCAAACCUCAAACCAGAUCUGGAUUCUGGCCAGUCCCCGCCCUCUCCUCCGCCCUCGACACGAGUCACAACGACAUCCCCUUGCUCAGAUCAGCGUCGCCGCCGGCGCCCUCACCCUCGCGGCCUCGACCUCCCCCUCCUCCUCUCCGACUCCACCGCUCGAGGCCCUAUUCAAGGAAAUUCUUUCUUCCUUUUGUGGUAGACUAAGUGAACUAUUCAGCAAGCCUUCAGUAAUGGAGACAGCAAAGACUCUUAAAGUAGUUCUCCAUGAGUUACCAGGAGGAGCUGAGGCUUUUGAGCUCAUAACAAGGUUUUGCUAUGGCAAUGGCAGGGUUCAAUUGAAUCCAACCAACACUUGCAUCCUUCAUUGUGCUGCCCAUUUCAUGGAUAUGAACAAGGAAGGCCUAAUCAAAGAGACAGAGAAAUCCCUCGAAGGGAUUUCACAUUGGAUGUGGACGGAGGUUAUUCAUUCUCUGAAACAAUGCCAGCAUUUUAUUCUGAUUGCUAGCUCCUCUGGUGUCUUAGACAAGGUCUUGGAUUCUCUAGUAGGAAGAAUUGCUACUCCAGUUGAUGCUAGUCCUCUUAGCAAAUUAUACGGAAAGAAGAGACUUGCAGAGGUGUAUGAGGGUGAUAAGAAGGAUUCCUAUUAUUUAGAGGAAUGUUUGGCUUCUCCGAAUCUGAUUGAACCUGGAUGCAAAGGAGCACAAUGAAUCAAAACAACCAAACCAGUAGAGGUCAGUGAAGCAAGUUCUGCCCGAAUAUCCAGUUUAUGUGUCCUUAAUUAAUGCAUCCUGUAUAUUAUGAGUUGGGAAAGCUGUUGUGCUUCUUAAGUUGUUCUUCAUUUUUGUUGUUGUUUUCUAUUAUUCAUUAUCUAUGCGUAGGAUUUGCUUUACU
Messenger RNA from Asparagus officinalis (garden asparagus), 1370 nucleotides. Its product is annotated as BTB/POZ domain-containing protein SETH6-like. The record is from RefSeq and is a predicted model, not a curated record. Bases 359 to 1186 code for a protein of 275 amino acids. The transcript has 2 exons. NCBI's taxonomy places the organism in Eukaryota, Viridiplantae, Streptophyta, Magnoliopsida, Asparagales, Asparagaceae.